AUGACAGACGCUGAGGCGCAGAGCGCUCCAUCUGCUCCGGUGGAUGAUGACAAACUACUGGAGAGGAAGGUCUUAGCAACACUAGUCCAAGGCACAGUUAAAUGGUUCAAUGUUCGAAAUGGAUAUGGAUUUAUUAACAGAAAUGACACUCAAGAGGAUGUCUUCGUCCAUCAGACUGCUAUAAAGAAGAAUAAUCCUAGAAAAUUCCUCCGCAGUGUGGGAGACGGAGAAGUUGUAGAGUUUGAUGUCAUAGAAGCGGCUAAGGGUUCAGAAGCGGCUAAUGUGACCGGUCCUGGUGGUGUCCCGGUCAAAGGCAGUCGUUAUGCUCCAAAUAAAAGACGUUUCAGGAGGCGCUUCUUUCCCCGCAGCCCGCACCCCGGCGAUCAGCCCAAAGAGGGGGACGGGACUGAGGGCGAGGACUCCAGACCGCCACCACCUCGUCGCCGGAGACCACGCCGUCCAAGGCCACAGGAUGGUGAAGCUGUGGAGCAGAAUGGAGUCGAAGGUGAUCAGCAGACGGAACAACCGCAAAGACGAAGGUUCUGGCGCCAGUAUCGCAGGCCCUUCAGGCCACGUCAGCCUGCAGACCAGGAGGCGCCUCAGGAGGUGCCUCAGGAGGUGAAGGACUCUGAGCAGCAGCCUAAGGAACAAGUGGAGGACAAACCAACUCCUGAGGCUCCACAGACCAACGGCGAUGCCCCAGAGAGUCCAGGAGAACAGUCACGACGCCAGCAAAGGCGCCGCAAACAGAGGACCUCAGAGUCUUCAAACUCCAAAAAUGAUGCUGAAAAAUCUUCCUCUGAAAUGGAAACUCCGCCUCAGACAAAAAUCUUCAACACAGACGACAUCCACACAGUGACCAGCCGAGUAACGGUCAGGAGACUCAAGGCUUCAGGACCUAGGGUUGGAGACUGCAUAGUAAAGUCCGCACUGCUCUCCCAUACUAAAUUUCACUUUUCCUCAUGGUCUUUCAUCCUGUCACCUGCAUGUUGUCGAGACAUUACACAAUGA
Knipowitschia caucasica is the source of this 1011-nucleotide messenger RNA. NCBI's taxonomy places the organism in Eukaryota, Metazoa, Chordata, Actinopteri, Gobiiformes, Gobiidae. The record is from the annotation of a GenBank genome assembly.